Aspergillus thermomutatus is the source of this 1170-nucleotide messenger RNA. RefSeq lists its product as uncharacterized. Gene Ontology annotation, biological process: transmembrane transport; metal ion transport. Gene Ontology annotation, cellular component: membrane. The record is from RefSeq and is a predicted model, not a curated record. Gene Ontology annotation, molecular function: cobalt ion transmembrane transporter activity; magnesium ion transmembrane transporter activity; magnesium ion binding. The transcript has 6 exons. Lineage: Eukaryota; Fungi; Ascomycota; Eurotiomycetes; Eurotiales; Aspergillaceae. The coding region runs from base 1 to 1170 and encodes 389 amino acids.
AUGGACAAUUAUGUCAAUGAGAGAAUGGAUAUUGUGACUGUUGUCGAAGAAAGUGAUGAGAACACCUGGACAUCGCGACAGGCCAAUCUAUGGCAGGAAUUAGAGGAUUACCAAAGUCAAACGUCUUCAACGGUUCUACUAUACGCCAGCUUCUCCAAGGAAAACAUCGAAAGCUCGCCCGUUCUAAAGCGCGAGAAUCCAGACGUCUUUUUCCCUCCUGACUUCUUCCCCGUCAUCAAGGCCGACCUGAAUGGGACAUUCUUCUGCGACUACGACAUUGACGAUGAAGGAAAAAUCACCAAGCAUGUAUCGUGGACCUGCUUCAAGAUCAAACACGUCGUCAAACCAGGCGAGUACGAAUGGAUCCAACCAGCUGUCUUCGUACAAUGGCACCCGCAAGAGGAUCGCCAGCUCGUAUUCUUCCUGAACCUGCCGCCCGUCGUGGCAAAGUAUCUCGCCGAGCAUCGACCCUCCACCAACCAGCGGAGGAAUCCCUUCAUCUGGCACGCGCUUUUCGCGCAAGGCGUAGUCGAAGAAUACGACAAGUCGAUUUGGUCCCUGCGUGAUCUGGUCCGGGAUAUCGAGAAGGCCCGCAACCAGCCACACCCGCCCGCCCUCAACUUCCCCAAUCUCCACGACAUCGCCCGCCACAUCUUCCACUCGAAUGAGACCCUCGAAGUAGCCGCGCAUACCCUGCAGUCUCUGAUCGACGAGCAGACCCGGUUCCGCGCCGAGCAUGCAGAGCUGGUGAACGGUAACCGCGGCGCCUGGUUACACGCCGCGCAGCGUGCGCACUUCGUCGCGAAACAGCUGCAUUCGCUCAUGACGCGUUCGAAAUCGCUCAGUGAGCGGUUGCGCAACGAGAUCAAUCUGGCGUUCAACCUGGUCUCGCAGAAGGACAGUGCGAUGAUGAAGACGGUGGCGGUCGUGAGUAUGGUAUAUUUGCCGGGGACGUUUAUCUCGGGUCUCUUCGGGACGAACUUCUUCAAUCUUUCGGGUAAUGAUGGGUCGCAGUCGUGGAUCAUGUCGGGGAAUUUUUGGCUGUAUUGGGCCAUCACGCUGCCGCUUACCUUUGCGACGGUUGCGGUUUGGGCUUCGUGGCAUUAUUUUCCGCACUAUUACCCGUGUAUGUGUCACAAGCCGCUGAAGGGCAGUGAAUCGGUUGCCUGA